CCGCAGUAUUGUUUGUGUGUUUUUCUCCCUCCCUCGCUGUACCACCUGGUGAAGCUGCUGGAGAGGUUUGGGAAGGUGAAACAGUUUGACUUCCUGUUCCACAAGUCUGGACAAAUGGAGGGCCAGCCCUGAUGAUACUGCUUCGUUAACUUCCACACCAAAGAGCAGAGUGGGGCGAUCCAUUGUCUGAAUGGGAAGCUGGCCCUCUCCAAGAAGCUGGUGGUGCGCUGGGUACACGCACAGGUAAAGCUUCCCCACAAUGCCUGUGGAUUUGACCAAAAACAGCACCAGACAAACAGUGACACGCUACCUGCCUGGUCCAUGGUGCGACUGAGCUAAACGGGCUCCACUCUGGUUACCUGGUCCAACCAUGGUGCGACAGUAAGCUAGCCCACCCCGAAGCUCUGCUCCCUAUCUCUGUGGUUACCAGUUCAGGCUCUGCUCUGCUCAGCAGCUAUGUCAUGUGGGAGGAAGUUGCAGUUCAUUCUCUAAAACCUCUCCUCAUAUCUCAUAUCUCAUAACUCAUAUCUCAUACUUGGCUCAUCGCGCUCUAGCGACUCCUUGUUGCGGGCCGGGGGCCUGCAGGCUGACUUUGGUCGUCAGUUGGACUGUAUUUUCUCCAACACAUUGGUGCAGCUGGCUUCCGGGUUAAGCGGGCGGGUGUUAAGAGGCAUAGUUUGCGGGGCAUGUUUCGGAGGACGCAUAUGACUCGACCUUCGCCUCUCCCAAGCCCGUUGGGGAGUGAUGAAACAAGAUCGUAAUUGGAUCGCAAUUGAAUAUCACCAAAUUGUGGAGAAAAUGGAGGUAAAAUACAAAAAAAACAUCAUUUUACAAAUGAUAAACAUUUCGGUUUAGUAUUUUAAUUGCUUGACAAGGAAGUCCCUUUUGAAAUGAGCUGUUAUAAAAACAAAUGGCCUCUUAUCUCUAAUUCAUACUAUUAGUGUUAUUACUCAAACAACCAUGUCUAAGAUGGACUUUUAGGAAGAGUCCUUAGGAAUGUAUUUUACUGUAAACUUCAAAAACAUACUUACCAACCAUAGACCUGUCAGUGUGGAGGAAGUGAUGAAAGAUAAACACAGUUUCCUUUUUCCCCCUCCUCCCCCCACACACUCUAGUUUGCUUCCCCACUCACUCACUCUCCUCACAGUCACUAUCUCCCUCUCUCUAUAACGCUCUCCUUCUCACAGUCACUCUCCCUCUCUCUAUACUCUCUCGAUAACUCUCUCCUUCUCAGUCACUCUCUCUUCUCUCUAUAACUCUCUCCUCAUAGUCUCUCUCUCCUUCUCAGUCACUCUCUCCCUCUGAAUAACGCUCUCCUCAGUCACUAUUGCCUCUCUCUAUAACGCUCUCCUUCUCAGUCACUCUCUCCCUCUCUAAAUAACGCUCUCCUCACAGUCACUAUUGCCUCUCUCUAAAACGCUCUCCUUUUCAGUCACUCUCUCUCUCCCUCUCUCUAACUCUCUCCUUCUCAGUCACUCUCUCCUUCUCAGUCACUCUCUCCUUCUCAGUCACUCUCCCUCUCUAUAUAACGCUCUCCUUCUCAGUCACUCUCUCCCUCCCUCUACAGCUCUCUCCUUCUCUGUCAUUCUCUCCUUCUCAGUCACUCUCUCUUCCCCUCUCUCCUGUACAAAGUACAAGUGUGACGAUCCAUGCGAUUGAGGCCAAGCUUCAGAUGAUGGAGAACCAAGGCCACUCAACCUACAUGUACAACAAGCCCCCAGAGAAGAAACACCUACAGCCCUACAGCAGACCCUUCUGCAAGUUCAGGAGAUGACACAAAUGAGAUGGAGACAGACCAUCCAACACCUAGGCUCAAACAAUUCCGUUAACUUUCCCAAAAUGUCCAGGUUUUGCAGAAAUCCCAGUUUGAAGAUUCCCAGUAUCAGAAGGGAAUAGGCAGGAAAUCCAGAAUCCUCCAACCAGAAUUUGUGGAAAAUCUGGUAAUUUUAGUAAAGUUACUGGAAUUGUGGUCAAGUUACUGGAAUUGUGGUCAAGUUACUGGAAUUGUGGUCAAGUUACUGGAAUUGUGAAUAUUGUCUAACUGUUAAGUUAUUAUUCCACUUUGGCACUCAGGCUACUUCCACUAGUCUGUUUGGACUAUCAUGUUUGGCUUGGUAAUGACUGCAGUUGGCAAGAGCACAAACAGAUCUGGGACCAGGCUACAGUGGGAGAGGUCUGGCCACCAAACCAAAACCUCUGUACUGUAUGGCUUCAGGUUUGGACAGACAGCACAACAAGCCAUUUGACAGGUGGAAGCCUCACACUGUCUGCUUUAUUUUCAGCGAGUGUGUAUUCUUACUUGGGAGAGGAGGGAUUUUUUAUUUGAGUUGUUUUUCUAAUCUUAUUUUCAAUAACUUUUAACGGCUAUAUAUUAUAUGAUGUGUACAAUAUCACACCUUCAAUGUAUCUUACUGUUGUUUAUUUUUGUCAUUGUAAUGUUUAAUUUCUCUCUUUGCUGUUUAGUGUUGGGAGUUUGACAUUAUUAGUCUUAAUAAUUACCAAUUUUCCAGGGCACGUCGUCACAAAGCAUCUCAGAGAAGGAGUGCUGAUCUAGGAUCAGGUCCCUUCUCUUAUUCAUUAUGAUUAUGAUGUAGAAGGGAAGCCUAGAUCAGCACUCCUACUCUGAGAUGCUUUGUGAAUAUGGGCCCUGAUUUAGUGGAUCAUAUAAUGUUUCCAAUACAUGCUCAGUCUGAGUCCCUUAUUCAGCAUGUUAUGUUGGUCUGUAGUCACAAAAGGGAAGACAUGGCAUAAAAUUGUGUCUUUUGAAAACUGAGUAGUUGUCACCUUUCUGUGUUUCUUGUGAUCAAAAAUCAUAAAUGUAUUUAAUUCAUGUUUGUUUGAGUGUGAUUUGAUGGCAACUUUGUACAAUUGGAACUAUUUUUAUUCAUGCUAUGACACCCAGUAAACCAAGAAACUACAUUGUCACUCAACUCAUGCAUGGUUCCUUCAUUAAAUAGUAUUUUUAUUUAUUUAUA
Messenger RNA from Oncorhynchus keta (chum salmon), 2975 nucleotides. RefSeq names its product probable RNA-binding protein 18. The transcript has 3 exons. The annotation marks the transcript as partial. NCBI's taxonomy places the organism in Eukaryota, Metazoa, Chordata, Actinopteri, Salmoniformes, Salmonidae. The record is from RefSeq and is a predicted model, not a curated record. Gene Ontology annotation, molecular function: RNA binding.